ACUAAUAGAAGAAAUCCCACAUCUCUCCUCUCUCUCUCUCUCUCUCUCUCUCUCUCUGCCCAUACCCAGAUGUCUGGUUUCAAAAAAUCCUCCUUUCCACGCCAAUCCUCUUACAAUUCUCUCUAUGUAAACCCCCUCAAUGAGAUCAAACACAACCGCAGCUGCAGUGAAGGCGGGGCCCUCUCAGACGACAAAGAGAAUGCCACACCAAAUAAGCCCAAGAACUCCAUUAGUGGUGGUGGUAAAGAAAAUGAGGUGCCCAGUAAUGGGUAUUGUAUUGCUGCAGCAGCCAAACAGACCCCUAAUGGGAAGUCUUGUUUAAGGGAUAGGGCAUUGAAGCCAUCUUCUUUGCAGCUAUGUAUGCAGCAAAAUGAUCCUAGUUGGACUUUUGGGUCAAAAAGUUUGGAUCCAAUUGAGUUUGAGACUGCGAAUUCGGGUAAUAUUUGGGAUUAUUCGGAUUCCGAGGCUGCUCCUGCUUCAUCUUGGGCUGCAUUGCCAAACAGGUCUUUGUUGUGUAGACCUUUGCCGGUGGAUAUUGGGAAGUGUACUUGUGUAAUAGUGAAAGAAGCGUCACCAGAAGGGCUAGCUGGGGGCACCCUCUACUCAUUAUAUACAAAUGAAGGUAAAGGACGACAAGAUCGGAAGCUGGCUGUGGCUCAUCACCGCCGGCACAAUGGGAGAUCAGAGUUUGUUGUGGCUCAAAACAUGAAGGGGAUAUUUAGCAGUUUGGAUGAUAGCUUUAUUGGUAUCGUUACUGCUAAUCUUAUGGGUUCAAAAUACCAUGUUUGGGAUCAGGGUAACCCCCAUUCCUCUUCUAAACAGUCUAAAGACUCUAAACCACCAUUGGCGGUUGUGUCAUUCGUGCCUACAAUAGCCACAUGGACAGGAAGUUACAGAAGCAUGAGGGUGUGGAUAUCAAAGCACCAAUCCAUGCUGCUUAAGAGUACAAGUCAGGUACAACAUGUUGCUGGACUACCAAAGGAUUGGGAAGGGAAAGCGAACAAAGUCCAUCAGCUAUUCUCUAGGAUUCCACAUUACAACAACCAGCUUUCAAAACAAUAUGAGUUAGACUAUAGAGACAGAACGCAAGUAGGACUUAGAAUCCAGAGCUCGGUGAAGAAUUUCCAGCUGAUUUUGGAGGAGAAUGGAAAGCAGACAAUCUUACAACUUGGAAGGGUGGCGAAAUCGAAGUAUGUAAUGGAUUACAGAUAUCCUUUGACUGGUUUCCAAGCAUUUUGCAUAUGUUUGGCUUCCAUCGAUUCAAAGCUUUGCUGCGCAUUGUGAUUGUAUUCUGCAGUUGUCAUCAUAGUUCAACCUCUGAACGGGAAGAUAUUUUAUUCCACUACCCACUGAUUCAGCUUAUGUGCUGCGAUUUUGAGCUCAGUUUGUAAGUCUUUUGCUCAGAUGGAAAAUAGUCCUCAAUUUCUGGAAGGACAUCGAGCCGAACUAGUAUCAAGGAGAAUGCUUUUGUUCUAUCUUCUAACUCUAAUCACAAAAGAACUAUUCUACUCGACUUUUCUGGUCUAUAUUAGUUCCAAGUAAUUUGAACCCGAGUUCUAUCCCUUCA
Rhododendron vialii is the source of this 1567-nucleotide messenger RNA. Its product is annotated as tubby-like protein 8. NCBI's taxonomy places the organism in Eukaryota, Viridiplantae, Streptophyta, Magnoliopsida, Ericales, Ericaceae. The transcript has 9 exons. The coding region runs from base 70 to 1284 and encodes 404 amino acids. The record is from RefSeq and is a predicted model, not a curated record.